This is a messenger RNA of Moneuplotes crassus, 2986 nucleotides long. The record is from the annotation of a GenBank genome assembly. Lineage: Eukaryota; Ciliophora; Spirotrichea; Euplotida; Euplotidae.
UGAAUAGUGGAUAAUAUUAAAUAUGGAUUUUAGUAAUGUUGAAAAGGCCAUUGAGAUUAUCUCAAAUCCAAUGGCCCACACUGAUCCUGAGAUGAAAACUCAAGCCAAUGAGUAUCUCAUUGAAAUUCCAAGAGCCCAUUAUGCAGAAUGGAAAAAUCUCUUUGCCUAUUUAGGAGAAACUACUUCAGAUCAUACUAAGUUUUGGAUUUUGCAAGCUCUUUCUGAAAUUGUCAAAGAUUGAUGGCUAGGCCUCAACACUGGUGAUAAGAGUGAGUUUGGAGCUAUAGCUUUUGAGUUCUUGAAGCAUAACUAUAACUCUAUAAUUCCAGUUCAUCACUUUUGACAGAAAUAUUCUUACCUCUUCGCUAUGAUCAUCAAAUUGGGCUACCCUGACUCUUGAAGUAAUGUGUUUGAUCAACUGGAGACAAUGGUAAAGGAAUCAGAAGAAAGUCUUUCAUUCCUCAAAUUCACCUUCGCAGUGAUGAAACAGAUUAACUCAGAAAUUGUUGAAAGAGAAAGUUACACCACCAAUGAUGACCUCCAGAUGGCUACCAGAGUGAAAGAUGCAAUGAGACUUGGAGAUGUCACAAAAAUAAUUAACUUAGCCCAAAUAGUUCUCGAAAAAUUUGACCAGCUACCAAAAGAACUUGUGAUCGGAGCUAUUGAUACUCUUAAAGACCUGAUCGACUGGAACGACCUUGCUCUCUUUGAACCAGCUUUUGAGAUCAUUACAAAUUUCUGUGAAAACAAAGAUUUUCAACAGAGUGCUUUAUACUGAUUUUAUGCUUUUAUGAAGAAGGGAAUGGACCCAAGCGUUAAGAUCAAGGUGAUAAAAGAUAUUAACAUUGUCACAAAAAUCAAAAGUAUCACUUUAGAUUCAGAUGACCUUGAACUCUGCCAGACAGUUUGUGAUAUUAUCAAGAAAAUGGGAUUUCUCAUACUCGAAAUUGUUGAGACUGCACCUUCAGAUUCUGACUAUCAAGAUGAUGCACAAGGCUUGCUGCUAGAGCUGCUUCUUCUCAACGUGAUGUUUCUUGAGUGAGAUGAUGUGAAAUCUUUGCAAUACGUAGCCCAAUUCGUAAAUGCCAUGGUGCUUUACAUAAAGAAACUCCAAGAAUUACCAGACCAAUUAGCUGAAAUAGUGUUUAAAAUUCAGGACCUGUGAAUCCAAAAGUGUGAAUACCCAGACUGGUUCUCCUUUGAAGAAAAAGAUCUUAGUGAAGACGAAGAAAUUUUUAAUAUUCUUCGGUGAGACUUAUCUAAUCUCUUCAGGAAUACUAUAGCUAUCCCUGGGAUGAAGGAGAGAGCUUUGAAGAAAAUCGAUGAAAGGCUAGAUAUCAUCAAAGAAAAUUUCGCAUCUAUGACCCCCAAUCAGAUCGAAUGUCCAUUAUUUCUUUUGGGUGAAGUUUAUGAUAUCAUCUCAAGGGAAGAUAAUUCGAUUUCAAAUCCAGUGCAUCAAGCAAUCUGAAGCAAACUUUUGAGUAUUGACUUCCUUAGCACAGAGAGCAACGAGGAACCAUCCAAAGAAAAAGCUGUUGUGUAUGCUAUCUUUUACGAAGUAUGUGUCAAAUAUGGUAGCUAUUUCAUCCAUUUCCCUGAAGCUAUCCCCCAUAUUAUUGGAGGAAUGAUGAGUGAAAAGGGUAUUCUGCAUCCAUGGAAGGUCUUGUCUAGUAAAUCCUGCUACUACCUUCUUAGGUUCAUCUGAAGGGUCAAGGAUAAGCUUACCGAUUAUGCAGAGCUGAUAUAUACAAAUUCCAGGAAAAUUAUUGAAAUGUAUGAAGAAGGAAAAACAAAUCUUUACCCCAGAGAUAUAGAAAACGUUUAUGAAAUUAUUGGAAAUAUGCUGGAAAAUUUCCAGAUGCCUCCUGAAGAGAUCAAGAAGAUACUGUCUUAUUACUUCGAGCUUAUCUGGAACAAGAUGAAUAACACCACUGUGCUGCAGGGAAAUAUUGAGCUGAUCAGGAGAAUGAACUUUUUGAUUAAGUCUCUCAAGCCCAGGAGUGCUUCUGCUUCUCAAGAUAUCCUGAAAGGAAUGAGUGAGAAUUUGUUGACUGUUUUUCAAGCUUAUAUCAAUUCACCGAUAAAUGACUGAAUAGUGUUUGUACAGAAGACUCUUACUCUAAUUGGAGUUGAAAUGUUUGACAAUAUAAAUAACUACAUUGAAGCUAUGCUAGCUGCAAAUACUCAAAUUGGGCUAGAUAGCUGCUUCAAGCUGAUGACCUUUGUAAUUAUCGAACUUGAAGAGCAAUCUUUCGAACUGUUUGACAAGCACAUUGUAACUUUCUUUGACAGACUUGGGAAAUUAGAGUUCCCUGAAGAGAACAAGUCUGAUGAAUCUAAAGAUAAGCUUUCUGUUUUCGUAAACUUCAUAAAGAUGAUAAAUUCUUGAGUGCAUAAGAACCCAAUAAUACUAAUAUCAGGAAACUCAGGAGCAAUAUUCGAGAGUCUGAUGCAAUUCUUUGCAUUUCUAACUACUCAAAGUGUCCACAAAAAUUUCAGAAAGGAGAUUCUCCAUAUUCUCAGAACAAUGCUAACUGAAUUUAGUGGUUGAACUCUCGAUCCAAUCAAAAACAUACACUUAGGGAACAAAUCCAAAAUUGAAGAAAGAAAAAUAGUUGGAAAUCCAGAUUACGAAACAAACUACGACACCUUCAUAAAAAUUUCUUCUGAAAUCUCCUUCGAGAUCUUCAACCACAUAGACAUCAAAGACCCCAUAGACAUAAACUGAGUGUACCUCACCUCCCUCCUCCAUGUCCUCUUGCUCCACAACAUCCCAUCCUUCAGUGAAAUCUACCAAUCAAAGAUCACAAAAAUCCACCCAUCUCUAGACUUCACAGACCUCGCUACUAAAAUCACCUUGUUCCUUGACGGCAAGCUAAAAGUACCAGAUUUUAAACAAUACAUCCGAUCUGUCUUCAUCCCUAAAUAAUUCCCCUACUCCCUUCCCCACUCCCCCUAAAACCCCCCAUUUCCUCCACUUCCCACC